AUGAGUAACAACGAUCAAAGAGACGAGUCUCCGGUUCGGUAUGAAAUUGUGAGAGUAAAUGGACGAGAGGUGGCAAUCAAGGCUCCAAGAGUGGUGGGAAACAGAGACUACUGGUAUCUGAAGUACCCUGAGCCACUGCAGAACGACUCGCCAUACCUUCCAGUGAGGUCGGCAUAUCCUCCCCCCUUCACAGCAGAGUUGCCAGGACAGGUGGGCAACUGGAGUUUACCUACUGUUCCGAUGACCUUAGGAGAAAUCAGAGAAACGUACAUGCCAGAAGCUCCCAGACGUCAGCGUCGAGGCAAUUUUACAUCGGAAAUUUCUGCGCCCAGGAUCAAGCUCUCUAGGCUUCUUACAACCCCCGGAGAUCCAAACGCUGGUCCACAACUUCAGGACGCCAACCAGGUUUUUCAAACUGCCGAUACGGGUUCUCCGGGGACACAUCCCCAGUUAAAUACAGGUGCUCAGAUACAGCAGCCAAAUCCGUCGUUGCGCCGCGGAAGCGCACCCGCUAUAGGGGACUUUACUCCGGUUUAUAACACAAUUUGGAGUCCAACGGAGAACCUUGGUGCUCCCCCUGGAACAUUUGCAAUGCAGCCAAGCAGCUCUGGCACAUUUGAAACAUACUCGUCGCCUAUGAUACCACACCACCAAAGCCCUGCACAGAAUGCUUUCAAUUACUCCAACACACCCUCUUCUAGCCAGAACUUCGCACCGAUGAACCAGAUGAUGACUGCUUCUCCCGGAGGCGUGGCUGGACCCGGAGGCGUUGCAUAUUCUCCGGAAGGGGCUGAAAAUGAUGGAUAUGAAAGCAACACGCCUACUAACAGCCCAGGCUACAGCGGAUGCACAUUUGAAACAUACUCGUCGCCUAUGAUACCACACAACCAAAGCCCUGCACAGAAUGCCUUCAAUUACUCCAACGCUCCCUCUUCUAGCCAGAACUUCGGACAAGUGAACCAGAUGAUGGCUGCUUCUCCAGGAAGCAUGACUGGAUCCGGAGGCGUUGCUUAUUCUCCGGAAGUGGCUGAAAAUGAUGGAUAUGAAAGCAACACGCCUACUAACAGCCCAGGCUACAGCGGAUGCACAUUUGAAACAUACUCGUCGCCUAUGAUACCACACAACCAAAGCCCUGCACAGAAUGCCUUCAAUUACUCCAACGCUCCCUCUUCUAGCCAGAACUUCGGACAAGUGAACCAGAUGAUGGCUGCUUCUCCAGGAAGCAUGACUGGAUCCGGAGGCGUUGCUUAUUCUCCGGAAGUGGCUGAAAAUGAUGGAUAUGAAAGCAACACGCCUACUAACAGCCCAGGCUACAGCGGAUGGCAAUAG
Symsagittifera roscoffensis is the source of this 1329-nucleotide messenger RNA. Its product is annotated as DNA-directed RNA polymerase II subunit RPB1-like. The transcript has 6 exons. The coding region runs from base 1 to 1329 and encodes 442 amino acids. The record is from RefSeq and is a predicted model, not a curated record. Lineage: Eukaryota; Metazoa; Xenacoelomorpha; Acoela; Convolutidae.